GGGGUGAGCUGGGAGUUAGCACCAGUUCCUCCUCUGCUUCCAUAAGAAGGACUCCCACCCGGUUCCACGUUCAGCUGGAAACAUGUCCCAGUGAAGUCCAUCAGCCCAUCUGCACGGUCUGUCCACAUCUGCUCAGCCAGGAGGACCUUACCUGCCCACCUCGUUGAGCGAGCAGCCAGAUGGGCUUUCAGUGCACCUCAUCCAGAGUAGGGACGAGGUGCUGCUCGCUAGCUCUGGCAGGAGACACUCACCUCUUCUCCCUGGCCCCAUGGUACGAAGCAUGGGCUCGUUUUGCUCAUCACCACCUGCAGAAGCUCAGUGUUUAUCUAACCCCCACUAGUGCCACCCUCUCAGAGCCGCCACACAGCAUUUCCCCUGUUAACACCCCCAGAAAGCAUCCUUUAAUGCAGUGGUGAGAUUAAACCAGGGGAGGUAUCGGGGUUUCUGGUUUGAAGCAGUCAGUUCCCUCGCUCCUGCCUCUGCUCCACAUCCGUGACUGCCGCCUUCCCCAUGCAGCUGCGAGGGACAUUAUGUGUGCAAGAGGAGUCGGGGCUGCCUGCCCAGCACGCUGCUCACAUCGCUGGGACCACUGCGCGCACAGCCACGGCCUCCAGGAUGCUGCACCUCAAAGUCCAGUUUCUGGAUGACUCCCAGAAGAUCUUUGUGGUUGAUCAAAAAUCCUGCGGGAAAGGUCUGUUCAACCUCACCUGCAGCCACCUCAACCUCACGGAGAAGGAGUACUUUGGGCUGGAGUUUCGCAGCCAGGCUGGGAACCAGGUCUGGUUGGAAGCACUAAAGCCCAUAACAAAGCAAAUCAAAAAUCCUAAGGAGGUUCUUUUCAAAUUUAUGGUGAAAUUUUUCCCAGUGGACCCCGGCCAUCUGAGAGAAGAGCUGACCAGGUACCUCUUCACCCUCCAGAUCAAGAAGGACCUGGCACAGGGGCGGCUGCCCUGCAGUGACAAGAGCGCGGCGCUGCUCGUGUCCCACCUGCUGCAGUCAGAGCUGGGCGACUUCCAUGAGGAGACAGACCAGGAGCAUCUGGCAUCCCACAGGUACCUGCCCAACCAGGAGUACCUGGACCACAAAAUCAUGCAUUACCACCGGAGACACAGCGGGAAGACACCGGCAGAGUCAGAUGCUCAGCUGCUGGACGUGGCCAGGAAGCUGGAGAUGUACGGGAUCCGUCCGCACCCUGCCAGCGAUGGCGAGGGGCUGCAGAUCAACCUGGCCGUGGCACACAUGGGGGUGCUGGUCCUGCGGGGCAAUACAAAGAUCAACACCUUCAACUGGUCCAAAAUUCGCAAGCUGAGCUUCAAGAGGAAGCACUUUCUGAUCAAGCUCCACGCAAACAUCUCAGCGCUGUGCAAGGACACGCUGGAGUUCACGAUGGCGAGCCGCGACGCCUGCAAGGCGUUCUGGAAGACGUGUGUGGAGUACCAUGCCUUCUUCAGGCUGUCUGAGGAGCCCAAGUCAAAGCCCAAAGCCCUUCUGUGCAGCAAGGGCUCCAGCUUCCGCUACAGUGGGAGGACGCAGCGGCAGCUCCUGGAGCACGGGAGGAAGGCAAAGAUGAAGAGCCUGCCCUUCGAGAGGAAGCACUACGCCUCCCGCUAUGACGAGAGGCAGUGCCGCUCCUCCCCGGACCUCCUGACCGAUGUCUCCAAGCAGGUGGAGGAGCUGCGCCUGGCCUAUGGCAGCCGUGGUUCCUACCAUGCCAAUGGAGCACACGCCUCUGAGCCCACGCUGGACACCAGGCGCCGCAGCUCCGCCGUGGAGGUGACGUUUGCUGCCGAGCUGGAGCGCUCCAAGCCUGAAGCGUCCCCAUCCUUCCUGCCCCACUCCAAGAGCUCGUCCGCCUUCCCCCUGCUCUACACCGAGCUGGAGCGGGCAUGGGAGCCCCCCGACCUCUUCGGUGCCAGGAACCCCCUGACAUCCUUUCGGCCCCACCAGCAGUUCGCUGGGAACAGUAAAAGCACUUCAGUGGGCAACAUGCGGGAGGUGAGCGCCCGGCCACUGGUGUACCUGGAUGUGCCAUGUCCUCCACCCAUGGCUGCCCCGGCCCCCCAGGUCCUCUUCUACAUGGACAGGGCCCCGCAGCCGCCAUGUCAUGCUCUGGCACCCAGCGAGGAUGUAGCAGGACCCAUGGCAGCAACACCCCCCAGGGAAAGCCCGAGCGGGCCCCAGGACAGGGAGCUCCAUCGCGAGGCUGCGUGCAUGGGGAGAACAGGGCAGAGCAGGUCGCUGGCUCACUCCUUCGAUUACGGCCUUCAGGAGCAGCCCCCCAAGCGGUCCUGGAGCCAGUCGGACAUGAAAACCAUCCGCUUCCCCUUUGGCUCUGAGUUCCGGCCGCUGGGGCCAUGCCCUGCGCUGAGCAGCAGGAAAGGGGGAGCCUUGUGGCACGUGCCUGCGCCGCGGGGGCCGGUGCUGGGGCCACGGCGCUCCACCGAGCGGUACCUGGGCAGCAGCACCGAGUCCAGCGACUCUGACCCCGACCUCCUGCCCGCCGAGCACUGCUCCCUGUACGGCCGCGUGCUGCGGGCACCCAUGGCCCGCAUGAGGCUGAGCUCCGGCAGCCUGCAGCUGGAGGAAGAGGAUGAGGAGGUGUCCUUCGCCACCCGUGCUGCGGAGGACAGGACGUGCAGGUCCAAGUACUUCACCUAGGUGCCUGGCACUGACCUAGGGCCACAAAAGGGUGACACUCCUGCUUGUGUGGUUGGUUGUCAACAGUGAUGGGUUGUCUUGUGAGAGUGGGUGUAGCUGUAGAGGAUGCGGUAAUGGACAGCAGGGGAGUGUUCAGAAGUACUCAACCCCUACACCCCAGAGUGCAGCAGAGGGGGAGAAUCCCCCCCCGACCUGCUGCUCAUGCUGUGGGCUCUGCGGCCCAGC
Molecule: messenger RNA, 2883 nt
Organism: Strigops habroptila (Kakapo)
Lineage: Eukaryota; Metazoa; Chordata; Aves; Psittaciformes; Psittacidae
Gene: FRMD7
Product: FERM domain containing 7
Exons: 12
Coding region: 511-2658 (715 amino acids)
Cellular component (GO): cytoskeleton
Molecular function (GO): guanyl-nucleotide exchange factor activity
Source: RefSeq, a predicted model, not a curated record